Molecule: messenger RNA, 1767 nt
Organism: Leptosia nina
Lineage: Eukaryota; Metazoa; Arthropoda; Insecta; Lepidoptera; Pieridae
Source: the annotation of a GenBank genome assembly
AUGUCCCUUGCUUACUACACAAGUGAAGUGGAAAUGCCCAGAGACAUAUUGAAUGACAGCUUAGCUGUCCUGCGAAUAGUAGAGCCCAACGACGAAGAGACCUGGCCACUUGAAGAGGAAUCUUUCAAAAGGGCCGCCAAGAAGUACUUCAAGUAUUUAAACAGUUCGCAGGCAUCGACGGAGGAUGACUGCGCGUCUUAUUACAACUAUGGGCACAGCGAAGCCGCGAGCCGAUAUCACGACCUGUUUUACCAAUACAAGACGAACAGCCUUCCGGGCGCGGCGUCCAUCGGUCGUUGGGAUGUGCACGUGUGCUGUGCGAUGCAGAUCUCACCGGAGGACAUCGCCAACCAGCUCUCGCUUCUCGACCUGCCCUGCUUCAAGGCUAUCAGGCCGAAGGAAUUGCUGACGUGCGGCUGGACUAAGUCGAACAAGGCCACAGUGGCGCCGAACGUCGUAGCGUUCACAAAACGGUUUAAUAGAGUGAGCUUUUGGACCGUGCAGGAGAUAUUAAAUCAGCCGUCGCUGAAAAUUCGCGCAGAGACUUUGGUGCAUUUUAUUAAGGUUGCAAAAAAAUUACACGAACUUAACAAUUUACAUUCGCUCUUCGCCGUGAUAUCGGCACUUCAAAGCGCGAGUGUUUAUAGGUUGACGAAGACGUGGGCGUGCAUAUCUAAGAAGGACCGACAGCAGUUCGACAAGAUGGCGGAGUUAUUCGGCGAAACGGGGAAUUGGACAGCGCUGAGGAAAUACAUGCAGUCCGUGCGCCUCCCUUGCAUUCCUCAUUUAGGCUUAUUUCUCACCGACCUCGUGUACAUCGACAUGGCCCAUCCUGUGCACCUGCGUUCGCCGCAUCGUGCGUCUAAAAUGGCGGUCGUCUUGGACACGCUGGAGCGCUACCAGACGUCGGAGUACGACAUCGAGCCGGUGCCGCCUGUCGCCUCCUUCCUGAACAGCGUACGUUAUAUUGAGGAGCUGCAGAAGUUCCUGGAGGACGACCAUUACAAGCUGUCAUUGAAACUAGAACCGCCAUCUCCGGUUGGAAGCUGUUCUGGCUCCAAAGAAUCUGUCAAGGAGGUGCCCCAAGGGAACUCAACCCCGUUCUCUCUCUCCCCUUCUCACCGCUUGGCCUCCGGUUCUCUUCGACUCCAGGGGACGUAUAGCCAGGGGAAAUUUGUACCCACCCACAGGAAAAGCCGUUCGCUCGGUUCAAAUGCAUGUCGCAGUAUAUUCGGCAAGGGCCAGUCGGAAGACAAAGACGCGAAGACGCCGGCCGGUUCUGUCAAUUUGCUGGACGAUACUUUGUUAGAGUCGCCCGGUUCAACCGUGGACAAGAUGAGAGAGUUACUGCCCUAUAGUGAUCUUGCGCAAUCGGAGUGCAUCAAAUGCGACUAUCAAAGCUUCGUCAGGCGCAAGACGGUGGUGAAAGACGGCAGGAAAAUAGCGGUGACUUCCUGGCAACGUUUUUGGAUGCAGAUAACCGGCAGCACCAUGAGUUUUUACGCUUCGAAGUCGUUCAAGGGCACCACCCGCAGUGACUUCGCGAAAGAGAGAUGCAAGCUGCUGGUGCUGCACUCGGGAUGGCGCGCGAUGUACUCGGACGCCGAGCCGAGCGACGCGUUCCAACUCCUGGACCGCAACGCGCACACCAUUUACAAGUUCAAAACCGGUUCCCACGAGUCGACGAAGCAAUGGGUGACGAUGAUCAAUAGCGUCACAAACAAAAUGGUGGAACCACUUCCAACGAACCUUAUGUCAUUCGAAUAG